Messenger RNA from Menidia menidia (Atlantic silverside), 678 nucleotides. The record is from the annotation of a GenBank genome assembly. NCBI's taxonomy places the organism in Eukaryota, Metazoa, Chordata, Actinopteri, Atheriniformes, Atherinopsidae.
CUGCUGGCACACGUUAGGGGACGGGGACCGGGUUUCUGCUUCCAUCAGCGGGCUCCAUGUCCCCAAUCAGGGGAUGCAGUCCGGGGGCCCAGGGAGAGAGAGAGCCCCCCUCCAGGUCUGGACAUGACAGUGAUGAAGGCUGUCCAGGUGGAGAGGACCUCCCCCCUAAUGGAUGAGGGGAGGAAGCUGCUGUUCCAGAGGAGUGAUGGCAUGAGCGGCGCCGUGGAGUUCGUGCAGCUGUGUGAAGGACGACAGGAGGACGACAGAAAUCCACAUGCAGGGACACUAUGGAGCCAGCCGAGCCUGACCUUGGCCUGCCCGCUGCUUUCAGGACGGCGGGUCCACAGACGGCUGGACAUCGUGUGCCGACGGCUCGCCGUCUACGCCCCGUCUGACGCCACCAUGCACGGGAAGCUGCUCGUCUACAGCCACCCCCAGAGGGCCGCCACCGACCAGGGAACCAGCCUGAGAGGAGAGGGGGGGUCCACGGCCCCGCCGCCCGGUUCUGUCCCAGUUCUGGCUCGGUCUGUGCUUCAGGCUGUUCUACGUGAGUCCGGACCGGAGCUCCGGGCCGGUGGGGGGGGGCAGCGGGUCGGGACCAUGCUGCCCAUGCUGUACCCGGGAAUCACCUCCCACCUGCAGAUGAGCCACAAGAGAAACUCCACAGGCUACUUCUGA